AACAUGACAAACACAUCACCAGUCUGCACUUUCUGUGGUUUAUUUAAAACCAAUUUACAAUAAUAUUUAGUUAGAAUUUAACAUGGCCACAAAUAACCUGUGGCUUGGAAAGAGCCUCGGUGGAAGAGGAGGGGUAUGGUGGGGAGGGGGUGUGAUGUGGGCUGGGUGUCCUGUGCUACCAACACUACAGAGGUAUGGGGGGAGAGUGUGGUGUGAUGUGGGCUGGGUGUCCUGGGCUACCAACACUACAGAGGUAUGGGGGGAGUGUGGUGUGAUGUGGGCUGGGUGUCCUGUGCUACCAACACUACAGAUGUAUGGGGAGUGUGUGGUGUGGUGUGAUGUGGGCUGGGUGUCCUGGGCUACCAACACUACAGAUGUAUGGGGGAGAGUGUGGUGUGAUGUGGGCUGGGUGUCCUGGGCUACCAACACUACAGAGGUAUGGGGAGAGUGUGAUGUGGGCUGGGUGUCCUGGGCUACCAACACUACAGAUGUAUGGGGAGAGUGUGUGGUUUGAUGCGGGCUAGGUGUCCUGGGCUA
Molecule: messenger RNA, 537 nt
Organism: Haliotis rubra (blacklip abalone)
Lineage: Eukaryota; Metazoa; Mollusca; Gastropoda; Lepetellida; Haliotidae
Exons: 3
Coding region: 83-514 (143 amino acids)
Source: RefSeq, a predicted model, not a curated record